Molecule: messenger RNA, 957 nt
Organism: Alternaria alternata
Lineage: Eukaryota; Fungi; Ascomycota; Dothideomycetes; Pleosporales; Pleosporaceae
Exons: 4
Coding region: 1-957 (318 amino acids)
Source: RefSeq, a predicted model, not a curated record
AUGGUCGAUACUGCCUUUACUGUCUUCAUAGCAAAGGCUAUCCAUUACCAGAUUGGCUACACGCCCCAGAAGUUGAAAGCCUGCCACGAUCCUGUAGGUCUGGAAUUGCGACGACCUCCAGGCACGAAUGAGAGCUUUUUUGCUGCUGCUGGAAGGCUGAAUGAAACUGUCGCAAGCCCGACUCAGAUGUGCGUCGAAUUUGUGAAAGAGAUGCAAAUUGGGAUCGCAUGUUGCUUUUUCUGUGCCCUCCUGUCUUUUCUUGGUUACAUCUCAACCUUCGUUUCUGCUCGACAGAUGAGGAGGGACAAUGAGUCCAUCCUUGAUUUGAUGAAAGAGGUGUCCACUAUGGCUGUGCGAUCAGGACGUCGGUGCGUCGCAAAGACUGCAAUAGGCGCAGGGCAAAAGGUGGAAAUCAUGCUGUCGGAAGUCAAGAAUGGGUUCACAAAGAGUAAAGAUUUAGUAGAGCCGUAUCGGAAUAGUUACGGGACCCACACUCCACUGGCACAGUUCCUUGGGGUGUAUGAUAUGCUGGUAAUGGUCACCGAGCACCUGCACUACACCGACGUCAUCAGCCUAUCAACUGUUUCCAAGUCAGUUCGCCAAGCCGUCUUACCUUCAAACGAAAUCUCUCGUCGACUCGCCAUGUUCAGGCUGUACACGUGCGAGCCUGACAAGAAAACCAACUGCUGGAGCUGCACGAAUCAAAUCUGCGAAAGCUGUGAGGUGGAUUUUCCAGUACUGGAAUCGGUUGCAUCCCGUCACAUUGAAAACUGCAUUCCAUACUGCGCAUCCUGCUACCGUCAUCGCAAGAACAGACAUUUCUCGGGCGUUUAUUCAAAAGAGAUGACUACUACACCGAAUCAACAAGUUCUUUUCCGAUUGACAGACAAGUCUGUCGUAACUGUAGUCAGUUUACCAAAGAGGAGCUCUUCUUGCGAAAGGCAGAGGAAGCAAUGA